Messenger RNA from Metarhizium brunneum ARSEF 3297, 357 nucleotides. RefSeq lists its product as uncharacterized. Gene Ontology annotation, biological process: protein folding. Lineage: Eukaryota; Fungi; Ascomycota; Sordariomycetes; Hypocreales; Clavicipitaceae. Gene Ontology annotation, molecular function: protein folding chaperone. Gene Ontology annotation, cellular component: cytoplasm; prefoldin complex. The record is from RefSeq and is a predicted model, not a curated record.
AUGUCCAUUUCGAAUGAGGCUCUUCACAAGCUUGCUCGCGAAAUCGAGACCCAGGCAGUGGCUGCACAACAACAAAUUGGCCUGGCACGAACUCAAAUGGCUGCAAAGCAGCGCGAGCAACGCUUGGUUAGCCUAACCCUUAGCGAAUUGGCGAGCCUUCCGGAGGAGGCGGUAGUUUACGAAGGCGUCGGCAAGAUGUUUGCGUCACUUCCCCUUCCAGUUUUACGACGGAAGCUGGAGGGUCAAACGCAGGAUUUAGAUUCUGACGUGGACAAGCUUAACCAACGUCUUCUAUAUCUUGAAACCACGCACAAAAACAGCCGCGAGCACAUUGAACAGAUGCUCCGCGGUCGCUGA